Messenger RNA from Elgaria multicarinata webbii, 3465 nucleotides. It is a transcript of the gene TRDN, whose product is annotated as triadin. The coding region runs from base 358 to 2952 and encodes 864 amino acids. Gene Ontology annotation, biological process: regulation of release of sequestered calcium ion into cytosol by sarcoplasmic reticulum; regulation of cardiac muscle cell membrane potential; heart contraction. The transcript has 41 exons. The record is from RefSeq and is a predicted model, not a curated record. Gene Ontology annotation, molecular function: signaling receptor binding. Gene Ontology annotation, cellular component: junctional sarcoplasmic reticulum membrane; plasma membrane; sarcoplasmic reticulum. NCBI's taxonomy places the organism in Eukaryota, Metazoa, Chordata, Lepidosauria, Squamata, Anguidae.
UAAAUAAGUCAACCCCUGAGUGUGGUGCCUAGGAUGCCAAAAAAUGCCGUGCUAGAGAUCUGCUGAGAGCCAUGGCUAUUUUUGUUAGAAGCUGAUACUUUAGUCGGAGCUGUGAGCCUUGCCUUGGAAAAGGGGUUAGUUUCUUGGGAGGUGGGGAAGGAAGGACAGGGUUUGACAGAGAAGAUCGCUCCGAAGAAGAAGAAAAGACCCCAAAGAAAGUAAGAACUGUGCAGAACUUCCCAUCUUUUAAUUCACCACCUCCUGCCAGAGAGCAGGCAGCACUGACCCUGUCAUAGCCUCUCAGCUGCCCAUAUAUAACGUGACCUUUUCACCGGAGUGAUUCUUACUGUCACCAUUAUGACUGAGAUUACAGCAGAAGGGCCUGCAUCCACCACUACUGUGAUAGACAACAAGAAUGGAGCAGUCCCCUUGCCACAUCUGAAAGUGCCCAAGAAAUCAGUUUCAGAAGACUUUGCGACGACAUUCAGCUCUCCAGCAGCAUGGCUCCUUGUUGUUGCUCUUAUCGUUACCUGGUCAGCUGUGGCUAUUGUCAUGUUUGACUUGGUGGAUUACAAAACUCUGGCAGGUCAGUCUGUAGACAAGCUUGCCUCUAAUCCACUGAGAAUCGUAUAUGGUGCCGUGGAAGACACCACUGAUUGGGUUUAUGGCUUUCUUUCGUUACUGUCUGACCUCAUAUUUGAAGAUGAAGAUGAGAGUGAAAGAGGUGAAGUGGAGUCCUCCAUGAAAGCAAAAGAAGGAAUCCAACCACCAGUCAAAAAGAAAGAAAUCCAGAUAGACAAGCCUGAAAAGCAAGAGAAAAUUGAAAAGAAGCCACCAGUCAAAGAACUCCAGAUAGACAAGUCUGAAAAACAAGAGAAAAUUGAAAAGAAGCCACCACUCAAAGUAAUUCACAAAGAGAAACCUGAAAAGCCAGCGAAACCCGAAAAGCCAGCGAAACCCGAAAAGCCAGUGAAACCUGAAAAGCUAGCAAAACCUGAAAAGCCAAUGAAACCUGAAAAACCAGAGAAAGCUAAAAAACCUGAAAAACCAGAGAAACUAGAAAAAGCUGUUAAAAAGGACCUCCCUAAAGUGGUACAUAAAGAAAAGCCUGAACGACAUGAAAAACCUGAAAAGAGAGAAAAGCCCGAAAAGAAAACCAAAACAGAACAAAUGGAAAAAACAGAAAAGAAAGAAAAAGCCACAGUGCCUCCCAAGGAGAAACCUGCAAAGCAAGAAAAGCCAAAAAAGAAAGCGCCUCCUUCUCCCAAAGUAACUGAAAAGGUGAAACCUGAACGGCAAGAAAAACUUGGGGAAAAAGUUGCUCCGAAAGACAAGAAGAGCAUCAAAGUUGAAGAAAAGGCUAAAAAGGAUGUAAAAGAAAGAAAACCAGAAGCUAAGGCACCUGAAAGAGUGAAACCUAAGGAAACCAAAGGAGAGGAAGUUGCACUAAUGAAAUCAAAAAACAGGACUAAGGAGGAGACAGCUCUGGUGGUUACAGAAAAGUCGGAAAAGAAAGAUCAAUAUGCAUUCUGUCGCUAUAUGAUUGACAUGUUUGCGCACGGGGAUUUGUAUACAGGACCAGCUCCUCACCUAUUCUUACCACAGAGCCCAGCAAUCACACCUGCACUCCCAGCUGCUGAAGUGGGAAAGCUUAAUGGGACCGCUCCAAAACCGAUAAAAGAAGAACAAAGAAAAAAGGUUGUUCAAGAAAAGAAAGCUAUUCCUGAAGUUAAAAAGAAAGAAGCAGAAGAGAGGAAAAAAGUAACCCAGGAGAAGAAAGUUAUCCCUCAAAUUAAACAGAAAGAAGUGGAAGAAGGGAAGAAGGUAUUCCAUGAGAAGAAAGCUGUUGCUGAUAUUAAAACAAAAGAAAGAAAAGAGGAAAGAAAGAAAGCUCUUGAGAAGACAUCUGUCCCAGAAGUUAAAAAAGCAGGACCAGUAAAAGAAAAACCUUCUCCUCCACCUGAAAAGAAACAUGAUAAGAAAGAAGUGGUUUUGACCAAAGACCUGAAAAAGCCAGCAAAAGCUCCUGCAGCCCAACCAGCUUCUGUAAAAGUAGCACCAGAACCACACAAGAAAGAAAAGCCAGUAGAAACUGCCAAGCUACCAAAGAAGGAAGUGCCUGUAAAAACAACUGAAGCUGAGCGUGCUAAAAUAGAAACUGCUAAACCUUUGGUUAAAAAAGCAGUGCAUGAAAAGAAAGAAGACAGACCACAGAAAGCAGUGGAGGAAGAACAAGUCAAAGAGAAAGAAGAAAAGCAUCAUGCAACACCGAAAGACAAAGAGCCUGUGAAAGAAAAGCUGCGGAAGACCCCAGAAGCCCCUAAGGAAAAGGAUGUUGCAAAAGAAAAAGUGAAGUCUCCAGCUGCUGUCAAAGAAAAAGAUGUUGCAAAAGAAAAAGCAAAGUCUUCAGUUGCUGUCAAAGAAAAAGAAGCAGUGAAACCAAAGGAAGCAAAGACUCCCAUUGCCCAGAAACUGAAAGAAACUGACAUAAAAAAAGAAAGAAGUCCAGCUAAAACAGGCAAGAAAGUGGAGCAUAAACCAAAACCAGAAGCUCUGAGGCAUGAAAAAGAAGUUCCUCAAGGAAAACCAGCCAAGCCCAAAGAAACAACAAAACCAUCAGCUGAAAUCACAGUAGCAGACAAGAAAAAAGCAGGAAAGCCUUUGAAGGAAAAGGAUGGAAAAACACAGGAGAAGAAAGAUUUGAAAAAAGAAAAAUCCAAAGCCAAAGUUCCAGCAGUGAAAGAAACUCACCACCAUCACAAUGUGACAACAGAUAAGAUUUCAAAAGCUGCCAAAACAGCAAAUCCUGUCCGCUACUAUCAGUGCGUCUUCGUAAAUGGAUACAAUGGGUAUACAUCACAACAAUACCCUGUUACUCCAGCUCAAGGCUCCAAAGGGAAAGCUGGACAGUCAAAGACUUCUGGGCACAAAAUCAAGACACCAAAACAAUAGAGUCACGUCACACCUGCAACAUUAUGACAAUUUUGCACUUUAUGCUCUCAAAAGAGGGUCAUGUGGAAUCCAUUGGCACUUGUGAUAAUAGAAAUGUGAUCCAAUAGAUCACAUGCACUUGAGAAGGUUGUCUGGUCAUCACCAGAGCAGACGAGAUAAGGAGAGGGGGAGAUACAACAGGGUUUGAGAGAUUAUCCAAGUAACCCUUUCCUGAAGGAAAGCACGAUGCUGAAAUAGUACUUGACUGGAAGUAAAUUUGUGUGUUGGUGUUCGUACAUUUGUGCGUUUAUUUUAUUUUUUUUUUCAUUUUUUUUCUUCUUAUGCUCUUUCUGAUUUGUUUGUGUUUUUUCAAGCCUUGUUGGAAUGAAAACCAUUUUCUGUGUAAUCAGCUUAAGGACAAAUGUCCCACUCUAAAUCACUGAAGAACAAGAAUCAUAAUUUUUGACAUUACUUGGAAUCUGUGUUAGCAUUCAGUUGGGUCAGAGAUACAGAACUUCAGAGCAAGAGGCAAAG